Nematolebias whitei (Rio pearlfish) is the source of this 3883-nucleotide messenger RNA. It is a transcript of the gene ehd2b, whose product is annotated as EH-domain containing 2b. Gene Ontology annotation, cellular component: cytoplasm; plasma membrane. NCBI's taxonomy places the organism in Eukaryota, Metazoa, Chordata, Actinopteri, Cyprinodontiformes, Rivulidae. The transcript is spliced from 8 exons. Gene Ontology annotation, biological process: endosomal transport; endocytosis. The record is from RefSeq and is a predicted model, not a curated record. Bases 726 to 2348 code for a protein of 540 amino acids. Gene Ontology annotation, molecular function: protein binding; calcium ion binding; GTP binding.
UCUGUAGCCGUGGCGUGCGAUCCUGUAGAUGACUAACAGUUUUAUGACGGGCCGUGGUGGCGUUUGUUCUCCGUCGGGUUGCCAGCAGGAGGUGCAGGAGUCAAGGCAGGAGGUCUGUGAGUGUAUGACAUGUUGGUGCAGAUUAAGUUGGGGAAAAAAAAAAAGUUUGAAAACAAGGGGUGAGAUCAUAUGACUUGAAAUAUGCAGAAGGUUUAAAAAAAAAAAAGCAACUCCACCCAAAUUAUUUAUUCACAACCAAACCCCCCACACAGACACACCCCAGGGUACAGGUCCACGCCCUCUGACCACUGCUCAGCUCAUCCCUCUGCAGAACGUUACUGUGCUGCCAGGCAUCGCUGCAAGAGGAGGUCCGUUAGAAACGACAGCCAGCAGAGCGAGGACCCCCGCCAGAUCCAAGCUCAUCUGAAAUGUAUUAAACCCCCGGAGAAGAAGGAUCCUCUGUCAUCCAGCUCCACAGAGGCCUCCUAUUCGCUGCCGGAGGUACACCCAGCAGCAGCUGCUCCUCCAAGACCAGCUUUUGUUGUUGAGUUUUCCACUCCAGAGGACAAAAGUGGAGAGGGGGAGACCAGAAGUGCUCAACGACUCGGUGCUAAACGUUGCCGUUGUGGGGACAUCUUUCAGGGAGAAACUUCAAGCCGUAUCAUUCCUCCUGCUGUGUACAGAAGAGGCCUCAAGGACAAGUGAGCAGCUUUCAUCCAUUGAAGAUGUCACGCUGGGGGCGUAAAGAUGUCAAGAAGGCACCCGAGGUGAUUCGCACUGUGACAGAAGGGCUGAAGUCCUUGUACCGUAAGAAGCUGCUGCCUCUGGAGCAGUAUUAUGGUUUCCACGACUUCCACUCUCCAAGUUUGGAGGAUGCAGACUUUGACAACAAGCCCAUGGUGCUGGUUGUGGGACAGUACUCCACCGGAAAGACCACGUUCAUCAAGUAUUUGCUGGAGCAGGAAAUUCCAGGGAGCCGUGUGGGUCCUGAACCCACCACCGACUGCUUCACUGCCAUCAUGCACGGGGAGGUGGAGGGCGUCAUACCAGGGAAUGCCCUGAUUGUGGACCCCAACAAGCCUUUCCGGAAACUCAACCCAUUUGGAAACACUUUCCUCAACAGAUUCCAGUGUGCCCAGAUGCAGAACCAGGUCCUGGAGAGCAUCAGCAUCAUCGACACGCCGGGGAUCCUGUCCGGAGCCAAGCAGAGAGUGAGCCGAGGCUACGACUUCCCGGCUGUGCUGCGCUGGUUUGCGGAGCGCGUGGACCGGAUCAUCCUCCUGUUUGACGCUCACAAGCUGGAGAUAUCGGACGAGUUCUCCGAGGCCAUCGGGGCCCUGAAAGGCAACGAGGACAAGCUGCGCGUGGUCCUCAACAAGGCCGACAUGGUGGGAACCCAGCAGCUGAUGCGAGUCUACGGUGCACUGAUGUGGUCCCUGGGUAAGGUGUUCGGCACCCCUGAAGUCCUGCGCGUGUACAUCGGCUCGUUCUGGUCAGAGCCGCUGAUGGUUGCUGAUAACCGUAAGCUGUUUGAGCUGGAGGAGGAGGAUCUGUUCACCGACAUUCAGAACCUCCCUCGCAACGCAGCUUUACGGAAGCUCAACGACCUGGUGAAGAGGGCCCGUCUGGUCAGGGUCCACGCUCACAUCAUCAGCUAUCUGAAGCAGGAGAUGCCUUCAGUCUUCAGGAAAGAUAACAAAAAGAAGAAUCUGAUCUACCAGCUGCCGGUUAUCUUCUCCAAGAUCCAGCUGCAGUACAACAUCUCUCCUGGAGAUUUUCCAGACUGUGCCAAGAUGCAGGAACAGCUGAUGGUUCACGACUUCACCAAGUUCAAGACGUUGAAGCCGAACCUGAUGGCAGCUCUGGAUGAGCUGCUCGCCUCCGACAUCGCCAAGCUGAUGCCCCUCCUGCGGCAAGAGGAGCUGGAAGCAGGAGACCAGCCGGGCGUGCAGGGUGGCGCCUUCCUCGGGACCCGGGCCGGACCCUUCACAGAGGGCGACCCCUUCGCUGAGGAGAACGGAGAGGCAAGCCAGGAGGAGGAGGACUGGGUGGUGACCAAAGACAAGCCCAAAUACGAUGAAAUCUUCUACAACCUCGCCCCCGACGAGGGGAAGCUGAGCGGCACCAAGGCCAAGGACUGGAUGGUGAGCUCCCGCCUGCCCAACUCGGUGCUGGGUCGCAUCUGGAAGCUGUCCGACGUGGACCACGACGGCAUGCUGGAUGAUGAGGAGUUUGCCCUGGCCAGCCAUCUGAUCGAAGUGAAGCUGGAGGGCCAUGGUCUACCGCCAGAGCUGCCGUCCCGCCUGAUCCCCCCCUCCAAACGCAGGCAGAAGGGCUCCGAUGCGUAAACAGCAGCUGAGUGGAUUCCUCUCCGCCGGCUCGCCCACUUCAUGCUACUGUUUGUUUUUGCUUUUAUCCUCUCAGCCCACAAAAAUGUUACAUGCACGGCACUGUGCAAAAGUCUUGAGUCAUUCCUUGUUUCUUUAGAGUUUACUUCAGAGGAGUCAGAGCAUGCGUGACUAUAACUCAGUUAAUGUUACAAAUAAUGGCCUAAAAUCUGGUUUGGUAGUAGCUGAGCAUCAUCCUCAACACAUAAGCUUUAGACAGUGCACAAGAUCUUGGCUCAGCAGUUAGCAAAAUAUCUCGUGAACCACGGUAGAUUUUAACGACCGAGUCAUACACAACAGUGCUAAUAGAUCUUGCAAGAUCUCUCAGUAUUGCACAAGAUUUCUUAUCAAAAGAAGAUUUUAGUUUAAAACACCAGCGUGAAAGUUCCCCUCUGGUCCUGCUCAGCACGUUUCCAUGUUUUCUGCAAGUUUUUCCAACUUUCUAUUGAAUUUUUUUCUUCAUGUGCCGUUCUUGUGCCUGACCAUUUACAGAAUAUUGUUUUUUUAUUAUUAUUUAAGCAGCUUAACUCUGACUUAUGAACCAUUCAGACACACAAAGGCUCCCAAACUCAAGAGACAGAGCUGAGUCAACACAUAUCAAACAACUUUGCACAAAACCAGUUUUGAAUUGAACCUUUAGGCACUUUGUUUCUCGUAGCUUCUAACAAAGCACAAUUUGUUUCUAUUGCUUUAGUUGAAUCUAUACAAAAUACCAAAGACAAUUAAAUAUAAGCAUUUUAGCAUCAACAGGAGGCAUCAAAGGGCUGCUGGUUGAAAACUUGACAUGAACGAUGCAAGUCCUGAGUCAGAUGUCUUUUGGCUACUUUCCUCUUUUUUUUUGUUUUUUUAAGCCCACGUUGCCCAACAUGCUGUUACAAUCAGGAAGGGCUGAACAGAAACUGAGUGAAAGAGAAAACAAAGUCCAAAAACCUACAAAGAUUCUGAACGGUUGAUCCUGACUCCUUGGUAACAAGUUAAAGAGAGACGUGGGGCGGUUUAAAACUUUUGCACAGUUCUGUGUAGCUCACCUCUUGCACAGCUGAACUGUAUUUAUGGGACUAAAAGCGGGGCUUCUUGCAGACGUAGCAGCCCCCGUGUUCGGCUGCUUCUAGCCGAAGAUUACCGUCUGAGCGAGAAGCUUUAAACUUGUAUUAGAAAGUAAAUGUAUGGUAUUAAACCCAUAAACAGAUAAUCAGUGAUAUAUUGAUGCUGGAGUAUAUUUGCUUUGAGGGAAUGUGCUAAUUAUUAUUAUUAUUGUUUUUUUUAAACAAAGACCUGCUUAGCUCAUGCUUGUUUACAGCCUUUUUUCUGCAGCACGACUCCAAUAACCUGAAUUAAUUUCACUUUCGUGCUUUUCACACAAUCUGCUGCAAACUAUAUGUAUUAUUUUUAUAAAUCUCGUUUUUUUUUUCACCUGUUAAGAUGAACUCUAACCAGACUGAACGACAUAUUACUGACUACUGUGCACUUCUCCACAAAUUGUGUUAACGUUUAUU